Molecule: messenger RNA, 261 nt
Organism: Tauraco erythrolophus (red-crested turaco)
Lineage: Eukaryota; Metazoa; Chordata; Aves; Musophagiformes; Musophagidae
Source: RefSeq, a predicted model, not a curated record
AUGCACGCCACGCUGCUGGGCAUCCUGGGGCUGGCCCUGCUUGGGGCACUGCAUGCCCAGGACGACGUUCCCGUGCAAACCGACUUCCAGCAGGACAAGCUCACGGGGAGAUGGUACGGCAUCGGCCUGGCCUCCAACUCCAACUGGUUCAAGGACAAGAAGCACGUGAUGAAGAUGUGCACCACGGUCAUCUCCGGCACCGCAGAUGGGAACCUGGAAGUCACCUCCACCUACCCCAAGUACGGGCAUGGGGAGGGGUGG